AAAUAGUAUUUUUUUAUCCUUACACAUUAUGAAGGUUUAGUAUUAUUAAAGUAAUUAAAUGGCAUUGUAUCAUCAAUUUUAGUAUUGAAUUGUAUGAAGGAUCAACAUGGAUUUGCACGAGCCUGUUAUUUUAGGGAACAGGACAAUCGACCAAUUGUCCCAAGAAGAGAAACACAGGUAUGAUCAUCAGCAAAUGCAUGAGCAACAUAAAGGCCAUGAUAAGAUGCACGCUGAGAUGUUUAUGGUACUAGUUAUAACCUUAAUUGUAGCUCAAUUUCUAUUGAUAGAAUGGAAGAAAAAACAUUAUCGUUCUUAUUCUCUUGUUACCUUAUUAGGUUUAUGGCUGGUGCCAUUCUUUUUUGCCUUAAAAAAUCAUUUUUGGAGAUUCAUAUUUACAUGGUUACUUUUCACUUGCAUAUCAGGACUUAUAGCAAAAAAAGCAAUUGAAAAACCAAUUCAUAGGACAACACCAAGAUUGGUAUAUAAAUGGUUCCUAUUUCUGUAUAAACUAAGUUAUGUUCUUGGUCUCAUAGGUUACUUUGUAUUUCUGGCAACAUUUUUUGGACUGAAUAUUGUUUUUAAUUCAAAACCUAAUUUGUGGAUGGAAAGUGGAACCUUAUUUGUAUUUUAUGGAUUGUAUUAUGGUGUUCUGGGAAGAGAUAUAUCUGAAAUUUGUGCUGAUAAAAUGGCUUCUCAUAUUGGGUAUUACACAGAUCAAGGAAUACCAACCAGACAUUUAGAUCCCAAUGUUUGUGCCGUUUGUGGCAACAAAUUAUUGGUUCCAGAAAAUGAAGAGGGUAUUAUAGAAAACACUUAUAAACUUAGUUGUGAACAUGUGUUUCAUGAAUUUUGUAUAAGAGGAUGGUGCAUUGUGGGUAAAAAGCAGACUUGCCCAUAUUGUAAAGAGAAAGUUGAUUUGAAAAAAAUGUUUUGCAAUCCCUGGGAAAAGCCCCAUGUACUUUACGGACAGUUUCUAGAUUGGAUAAGAUGGUUAUUGGCGUGGCAACCAAUGAUUAUUUUCAUCGUUCAAGGAAUAAAUUGGGUAUUAGGCUUGGAAUAGACAAUUCCAAUUUUCCUUCGAUAAUUUUUGGUCAAUAUUUGUGCACUGAUUCUGUUUGAAUUUACGGUUACUUAUUUAUGAAUUAUAGAAUUUAGUGUUGUUGAUUUAUUUGAAAAUAAAUAAAACAUCUUCAGAGGA
Messenger RNA from Harmonia axyridis, 1198 nucleotides. Its product is annotated as RING finger protein 121. Gene Ontology annotation, cellular component: Golgi membrane; endoplasmic reticulum membrane. The record is from RefSeq and is a predicted model, not a curated record. The coding region runs from base 107 to 1060 and encodes 317 amino acids. The transcript has 7 exons. Lineage: Eukaryota; Metazoa; Arthropoda; Insecta; Coleoptera; Coccinellidae. Gene Ontology annotation, molecular function: metal ion binding; ubiquitin protein ligase activity.